Messenger RNA from Aureococcus anophagefferens, 1728 nucleotides. RefSeq lists its product as hypothetical. The transcript has a single exon. The record is from RefSeq and is a predicted model, not a curated record. Gene Ontology annotation, biological process: transmembrane transport; intracellular iron ion homeostasis. Gene Ontology annotation, molecular function: ATP binding; ABC-type transporter activity; ATP hydrolysis activity. Lineage: Eukaryota; Pelagophyceae; Pelagomonadales; Pelagomonadaceae. Gene Ontology annotation, cellular component: mitochondrial inner membrane. The annotation marks the transcript as partial.
GUCGCGCGGUCCGUCGCGCGCCACGCCUGGACCACGGCGCCGCGCAACGCGCGGCUGCAGAUCGUCGCCUCGGUCGCGUGCCUCGUCGCCGCCAAGGCGCUCACGGUGUCCGUGCCGUUCCUCCUCCAGGGCUGCGUCGACGGCCUCGUGUCGCGCGACCGGGCCGCGGCGGUCCGCGCGACGGCGCUCUACUGCGGCGCGCGCGUCGCCGUCGUGUUGGCGUCCGAGGCGCGGUCGCUGACCUACGCGCACGCGAGCCAGCAGGCCGUCCGCGGCUACGCGCGCGAGCUCUUCGGGAGCCUGCACGCGCUGGGCCCGGCGUUCCACGCGCGGCACCCGACGGGCCUGCUCUCCGUCGCGUUCUCCCGGGGCGCGCGGGGCUUCCAGACGCUGCUCUUCCAGCUCCUGUUUUCGGUGCUCCCGACGCUCGUCGAGCUCGGCCUCUCCGCGGCGGUGCUCGGCCGCCGCUUCGGCGCGUCCGUCGGUUUGGGCACCGUCGCGACGUUCCUCGCCUACGCGGCCUUCACCGCGCGGGUCAUCGACGCCAAGGUCCGCGUGAAGCGGCGCCUCGUCGCCCUGGACAACGCCAAGUCCGCGUACCUCGUCGACUCGCUCGGGGGCACGGAGACGGUCAAGCUCUUCAACGGCGAGGCCGUCGAGGCGCUGCGGUUCGACGACUUCCUCCGGUCCAUGGUCCGCGCGUUCGUCGCGAGCUCCCGGGUCAACGGGCUCCUCAACGUCGGCCAGGCGUUGAUCUUCUCCGCGGGCCUGGGCGGCUGCCUCCUCCAGGCCACGCGACACCCGGGCGCGCUGACGCUCGGCGACGUCGUCGCCGUGAACGCGCUCCUGCUCCAGCUCGCGCAGCCCAUGAACUUUCUGGGCUACACGGCGUCGGAGAUCAGGCAGAGCCUCGUCGACAUGCGCGUCACGGAGGACAUCCUCGCCGCGCGGCGCGCGGAGGACGCGCGCCGCGGCGGCGCCGCGGCGCGCGUCGACGCCGCCGCCGCGCCCGGCGUCGCCUUCGACGACGUCGCGGUCGCCUACGACGGGAGCCGCGCGCGCGCGCUCGACGGCGCGACGUUCUUCGCGCCGCCGGGCAAGACGACGGUGCUCGUCGGCGCGUCCGGGUCCGGCAAGUCGACGGCGCUCCGCGUCGUCGCCAAGCUCGUGAACGUCGACGGCGGCGCCGCGCGGCUCACGUACGCGCGCGGCGACGUCGACGUCGCCGACGCGGCGCCGGCCGACCUCCGGGCCGCGCUCGCCGUCGUGCCCCAGGACUCGCGCCUCUUCGACGAGUCCGUCUGGUACAACGUGCGCUUCGGCGACAUGGCCGCGGGCGACGGCGCCGUCGACGCCGCGCUCGCCGCCGCGCGGCUCGGCGGCGCCUUCGGCGGCGCGGACCCGCGGGCCGUCCGCGUGGGCGAGGGCGCGUGCCGCAUCUCCGGCGGCGAGCGGCAGCGCGUCGGCGUCGCGCGCGCGCUGCUCCGCGACCCGCGGCUCCUCGUCGCCGACGAGCCGACGUCCGCCGCGGACCCGGAGACGGAGCGCCACGUGCUCCGCGCGCUCGCCGCGGCGGACGACCGCACGGUGCUCAUCGCCGCGCACCGCCUCGCGGCGAUCACGCCCAGAGCGGACCACGUCGUCGUCUUCAGCCGCGGCCGCGUCGUCCAGCAGGGCACGCACGCGGCCUUGCUCCGCGACGAGAACGGCGAGUACGCGCGCCUCUGG